Molecule: messenger RNA, 1791 nt
Organism: Entelurus aequoreus (snake pipefish)
Lineage: Eukaryota; Metazoa; Chordata; Actinopteri; Syngnathiformes; Syngnathidae
Gene: ak3
Product: adenylate kinase 3
Exons: 5
Coding region: 102-776 (224 amino acids)
Biological process (GO): nucleobase-containing compound metabolic process
Cellular component (GO): cytoplasm; mitochondrion
Molecular function (GO): AMP kinase activity; ATP binding
Source: RefSeq, a predicted model, not a curated record
CGCCCCCUGAUGCUGACGUCACCAGAAGAAAAACGCCGUGUGCUUGAUGGCCAGGAAGCGAGAAAGAAAGCUGAGUGUCGGAGUUCGAGUUCUUUAGCGCCAUGCUUCUGCACAGGCUCUACCGGGCCGUUAUCAUGGGGCCUCCCGGCUCCGGUAAAGGCACCAUUUCCGGCCGCAUCAGCAAAAGUUUGGGCCUCCAGCACAUCUCCAGUGGGGACAUUCUGAGAGCCAACAUCGACGCUCAAACUGAGCUGGGGCUGCUGAUGAAGGCGAGUAUCGAUGAAGGCCAGCUGGUUCCAGAUCAGAUCAUAUCUCGCCUUAUCCUCGGAGAGCUGACACUCCUGCAACACAGCAGCUGGCUGCUAGACGCAGGUUUCCCUCGCACGUUGUCUCAGGCAGAGUCUCUGGAGGAGAGUUACAGCGUGGACACGGUCAUCAACCUGCAGGUUCCUUUUCACAUCAUCAGACAACGACUGACUUCUCGCUGGACUCACCUGCCCAGCGGCAGAGUUUACAACGUGGACUUCAACCCGCCUAAAGUGCCUGGUCGUGAUGAUGUCACAGGUGAACCUCUGAUCCAGAGGGAUGAUGACACACCGGAGACAGUCAUGAGGAGACUGAAGGCCUACCAAACCCAGACCGAGCCUGUCCUAGAAUACUACAGGAGUAAAGGAGUGUUGGAGACCUUCAGAGGGACAGAGACCAACAAGAUUUGGCCGCACGUUGAAGCCUUCCUACACAAAAAGUUCUCUGUGGUCAACAAGGGAGUGGCCUAGACUCUCUUAUUAUUAUUAUUAAUAUUAUUAUUACAUAAUUAUGGACCAAGUCAAUCAUGUCUCAUCUGUUUGAGACUUUUUGUAAACACUCCUAGAAGACCACUAAGGUUUCUUCAGCACCUUUAUUGUUGGGAGCGUAGUAACGUGAUUAUUAUUAAUCAUUAUUAUUACUGGUGAGAGGGAACAUGAUUAUUAAUCAUUAUUACUAUUGAGAGGAAACAUUAUUAUUAAUCAUUAUUACUAGUGAGAGGAAACAUGAUUGUUAAUCAUUAUUACUGGUGAAAGGGAACGUGAUUAUUAAUAAUUAUUACUAGUGAGAGGAAACAUGAUUAUUAAUUAUUACUGGUGAGAGGGAACAUGAUUAUUAAUCAUUAUUACUAGUGAGAGGAAACAUGAUUAUUAAUCAUUAUUACUGGUGAAAGGGAACGUGAUUAUUAAUAAUUAUUACUAGUGAGAGGGAACGUGAUUAUUACUAAUUAUUAGUAGUGAGAGAAAAUAUGAUUAUUAAUCUUUAUUACUGGUGAAAGGGAACGUGAUUAUUAAUAAUUAUUACUAGUGAGAGGAAACAUGAUUAUUAAUCUUUAUUACUGGUGAAAGGGAACGUGAUUAUUAAUAAUUAUUACUACUGAGAGGAAACAUGAUUAUUAAUAAUUAUUACUGGUGACAGGGAAUGUGAUUGUUAAUAAUAAUUAUUACUGGUGACAGGGAAUGUGAUUAUUAAUAAUAAUUAUUAGUGGUGAGAGGAAAGGAUGUAUAAGGUUCUAGAAGGAAGUGUGUGCCUUUUGGAGGAGGACUUUAAACAAAGGAACCUCCUUUCUUUCUGCCUUUUGUUGCCUUGGAGGGGGCAGACGAGCACCACGUACCCCACCUGGCAUGGUAGGGACUCUCUCAUGCACGUGUGAACGUUCAAUAAAGUGGAGGAGAUGACAAACGACAUCAACACCGACGGACAUUUUUAAAUCACCACAAAUUUUCCCAAAAAAUAAAUAACUCAAAUGUUUUUAUGCAAUAAAAA